This is a messenger RNA of Arabidopsis arenosa, 2314 nucleotides long. The record is from the annotation of a GenBank genome assembly. NCBI's taxonomy places the organism in Eukaryota, Viridiplantae, Streptophyta, Magnoliopsida, Brassicales, Brassicaceae.
AAGAAAUCAUCAAGACACUUCCUUUCACUGAUCCUUCGAUCCAUUCCUAGCUUUCGCUCUUAUGGAAGAUUCUGGAGUGAAUCCAAUGGAUUCACCAUCUAAAGGCAGUGAAUUUGGAGUCUAUGGAAUCAUAGGAGGCGUAAUCGUGGCUUUACUUGUACCAGUGUUACUCUCUGUGUUGUUGAAUGGAAGCAAAAAGGGGAAAAAGAGAGGUGUUCCGAUCAAAGUAGGCGGCGAGGAAGGUUACACGAUGCGUCAUGCUCGUGCUCCUGAUUUGGUUGAUGUACCUUGGGAAGGAGCUACUACUAUGCCUGCUUUGUUUGAGCAGUCUUGUAAGAAGUAUUCGAAAGAUCGGUUACUUGGGACUAGAGAGUUUAUAGAUAGGGAAUUUGUUACUUCUAGUGAUGGGAGGAAGUUUGAGAAGCUUCAUUUAGGAGAGUAUAAGUGGCAAACUUAUGGAGAGGUUUUUGAACGUGUUUGUAACUUUGCUUCGGGGUUAGUGAAUGUUGGACAUAAUGUUGAUGAUCGUGUUGCUAUCUUUUCGGAUACUCGAGCUGAGUGGUUUAUCGCGUUUCAGGGGUGUUUCAGGCAGAGCAUAACUGUUGUUACUAUUUAUGCUUCUUUAGGAGAAGAGGCUUUGAUUUACUCACUCAAUGAGACUCGAGUAUCAACCUUGAUAUGCGACUCGAAACAACUUAAGAAGUUGUCUGCGAUAAAAUCAAGCUUGAAAACUGUGAAGAACAUUAUUUACAUUGAAGAAGAUGGAGUAGAUGUUGAUUCUAGUGACUUAAAUAGUAUGGGUGACAUCACUGUUUCGUCGAUCUCUGAAGUUGAGAAACUGGGGCAGAAGAACCAUGUUCCACCGAUCUUACCUUCGAAGAAUGGAGUUGCUGUUAUAAUGUUUACCAGUGGUAGUACCGGUCUACCAAAGGGAGUUAUGAUUACCCACGGAAAUCUUGUCGCAACUGCUGCAGGAGUUAUGAAGGUGGUUCCGAAGCUGGAUAAGAAUGAUACAUAUAUUGCAUACUUACCUUUGGCUCAUGUGUUUGAGCUGGAAGCUGAGAUUGUGGUCUUUACCUCAGGUAGUGCCAUCGGUUACGGCUCAGCAAUGACUUUAACUGACACUUCAAAUAAAGUUAAGAAAGGAACCAAAGGAGAUGUUUCGGCUCUAAAGCCAACUAUAAUGACUGCAGUUCCAGCUAUUCUGGAUCGUGUCCGAGAAGGAGUUCUAAAAAAGGUUGAGGAAAAGGGAGGGAUGGCAAAGACCCUUUUUGACUUUGCAUACAAGCGCCGGUUAGCAGCUGUGGAUGGAAGUUGGUUUGGUGCCUGGGGUUUGGAGAAGAUGUUAUGGGAUACUCUUGUCUUCAAGAAAAUACGCGCUGUGCUUGGAGGACACAUCCGAUUUAUGCUCUGUGGAGGAGCUCCUCUAUCUCCUGAUUCGCAACGCUUCAUCAAUAUCUGCAUGGGGUCUCCCAUCGGCCAAGGAUAUGGAUUGACUGAAACGUGUGCUGGAGCUACGUUUUCUGAGUGGGACGAUCCUGCUGUUGGCCGUGUGGGACCUCCACUUCCAUGCGGCUAUGUUAAGCUCGUUUCUUGGGAAGAAGGUGGCUACAGAAUUUCAGACAAACCAAUGCCCAGAGGGGAGAUUGUGGUGGGUGGUAACAGUGUAACAGCAGGUUACUUCAACAAUCAAGAAAAAACCGAUGAGGUUUACAAGGUCGAUGAGAAGGGCACGAGGUGGUUUUACACCGGAGAUAUUGGGAGAUUCCACCCUGAUGGAUGUCUUGAAGUUAUUGACAGAAAGAAAGAUAUUGUUAAACUUCAACACGGGGAAUAUGUAUCCCUUGGAAAGGUGGAGGCAGCUUUAAGUUCGAGCAAUUACGUUGAUAACAUCAUGGUACACGCAGACCCAAUGAACAGCUACUGUGUAGCUCUUGUUGUUCCAUCACGACGAGCAUUAGAGAAAUGGGCAGAGGAAGCAGGAGUUAAACACAGUGACUUCGCCGAGCUAUGCGAGAACAGUGAAGCAGUCAAGGAGGUUCAACAAUCUCUUACCAAGGCCGGAAAGGCGGCAAAGCUCGAAAAAUUUGAACUUCCAGCAAAGAUCAAGUUGCUGCCGGAGCCGUGGACACCAGAGUCGGGAUUAGUCACAGCUGCUCUUAAGAUAAAGAGGGAACAAAUAAAGUCCAAGUUCAAAGAUGAUCUCAACAAGUUGUAUGCCUAAAAACUUUUAUUGGACAUGUGACAAACUCCAUAUACUUCAGUUUGACUUUCCACACUUUGUUAUUAUCUACAAUAAACUUGGAGUUUUUCU